This is a messenger RNA of Exophiala spinifera, 810 nucleotides long. RefSeq lists its product as uncharacterized. The record is from RefSeq and is a predicted model, not a curated record. NCBI's taxonomy places the organism in Eukaryota, Fungi, Ascomycota, Eurotiomycetes, Chaetothyriales, Herpotrichiellaceae. The transcript has 2 exons. Bases 1 to 810 code for a protein of 269 amino acids. Gene Ontology annotation, molecular function: structural constituent of ribosome. Gene Ontology annotation, biological process: mitochondrial translation.
AUGUCCAUACCGGGUCUCGAGUCCGACGGGAAUCGGGCUUGUAUCCCAAGCCUUGCCAAGCCCUUUGUCAGCCUUGCCUCGCGAAACUUGCUCUAUCUUUUGCUGCUCGCAAUCUCAAUUCAAUCUUUCCCCAGGGUCACCUUUUUCGAAUCCGACAUCGACAACAAUACGUCUAAACCCCUCGCCGCAAUGCACGGCUCUUCUAUGCGUGCCGCUCUGGCAAAGGGUUUUCAGAUCCCGCUUAGACCAAGUCUGCACAAUGUCGUUGCUGGUCCAGCUUCAGCUUCAGCUUCAGCGACUCCGAGCUCGACCACUUCGGUAACUAGCGCCCGCACAUGGACCUCGCCGUUCUCGACGAGCGUAGCUCGUGCGGCGAAGAAAGGAGGAAAAGAGAGAAUUGAUCGAAGAAUCACAUUAAUCCGGUUUUUCCUCUACCAUCCCACCACGCUUACUCCGCGACCUCUGCGCUUCUCCCGCAAUCGAUAUCUGCGUCACUGGACGAUUCACCGGGCCUGGCAGCUGUACCGUGCGAAAGUCAAACAGGCGCGCCAGCUAGAGCUGGAACGACAGUACAACGCAAUGCGCGAGGCGAACGAGGAAUUGCGCGUCGGGGCCGGUGACGGCGGUCGGCUUUUCCGCAAGGCGCAGAUGAAGACCGGCGUGUGGAGCAUACCGGAACGAGGUGGUGGUGUUCCGAUCGAAUAUGCGCGCAGCCUCGUCGAUUACAUGGGAAGCACCGGUGGUCUAGGCAGCGGGGGCACCGGGAUCGGCGCAAAGGCGAAGGUUUGGGAUAGUGAGUGGAAGCGGUAG